Messenger RNA from Cololabis saira (Pacific saury), 3164 nucleotides. It is a transcript of the gene sart1, whose product is annotated as spliceosome associated factor 1, recruiter of U4/U6.U5 tri-snRNP. Gene Ontology annotation, biological process: maturation of 5S rRNA; mRNA cis splicing, via spliceosome. Bases 213 to 2534 code for a protein of 773 amino acids. The transcript has 2 exons. Lineage: Eukaryota; Metazoa; Chordata; Actinopteri; Beloniformes; Belonidae. The record is from RefSeq and is a predicted model, not a curated record. Gene Ontology annotation, cellular component: U4/U6 x U5 tri-snRNP complex.
CCGGAAGUGUGUGUUCAGGAAACGACAACAUUGUCGUCCUGUGUUCGUUUGUUGAAGUAUCAAACUUACAAAACCGUGUUGGGGUCGACGGCAGAGCCGCUCUGGUCAAAAACAUAAAUCUACGCGGCGUUUUGUUUUGGAUUGAAACCGGAUUUCCAGAACGGGAUUGAGUGCAAAUGAAGUGAGCACCGUUUGAAGCUAACGGGGAGAUAAUGGGCUCGUCCAAGAAACACAAGGAAAAGAGAAGUGACAAGGACGCGGAGGAGCGGCGUCGAGAACACAAGAAACACCGGCACAAGGAGCGAGACAGAGACGCCUCAGACCGGGAUGGCACUCGGGAUAAAGACAAACGUAAACGCUCCAGGUCCAAGGAGAAAAGCAGACGGGAGGGCCGCAGCAAAGGGGAGAGAAGCGGCGGGGAGCCACGUGUAAAGAAGGAGAAAGUGGAUCUCGGAUAUGAGGAAAGCAGUGCAGAUGUGCAGCCCCAGAGUGCAAGUGGAGACGCUUCUCUCAGUAUUGAAGAGACGAACAAACUCAGGGCCAAGCUGGGUCUGAAGCCCCUGGAGAUGAAUGAGAACAAGAAAGAACUCGGCACCAAAGAGGACCCAAAGGUGGCAGAGACCAUCAAUCCUGUUCUCAUCUCGCAGCAGAAGGAAAUGAGAGAGAAACUGGCUGCUAUGAAAGAAAAGCGCCUCCUCAACCAGAAACUGGGGAAAGUGAAGAGUCUCGCUGGGGAUGACUGGUUGGAUGACACGGCCGCUUGGGUCGACAGAAGCAGAAAGCUGGCGAAAGAAAAAGAAUUGGCAGAGAAAAGAGCCAAACUUCUGGAAGAAAUGGAUCAAGAGUUUGGUGUCAGCAGCCUUGUGGAGGAAGAGUUUGCUCAAAGUAAACAGGAAGCGUAUACAUCUGGUGACCUGAAGGGCCUCAAAGUGCAGCAUAAGCUGGAGUCAUUCAAUGAGGGACAGACUGUCAUCCUGACCCUAGAAGACAAGGGUGUGCUUGAAGAGAAGGAAGAUGUGCUUGUAAAUGUGGGACUGGUGGACAAAGAAAAAGCCGAAAAGAAUGUGGAGCUGAAAAAGAAAAAGCCUGACUACAAACCGUAUGAAGAAGAGGAGACUGUGGACGACAUGGUUGUGAUUAAGCCCCGCACUGUACUGUCAAAGUAUGAUGAGGAAAUUGAUGGCGAGAAGAAAAAGAGCUUCAGGUUGAGCACGGGGGGCUUUGCUGAUGGGGAGAGGGAAAGGGAGCUCGCGUUCAUAAAACAAUCGCUGAGAAACCAGGCCCAGUCCUUGGAGAUGCCUGCUCUCUCCAUUGCCUCAGAGUAUUACACAUCUCAGGAAAUGGUGGGUUUUAAAAAGACAAAACGCAGAGUGAGGAAGAUCAGGAAGAAGGAGAAGACAAUCACAAGUGAACUUCUCGAUGACACUCGUACCACUGAUUUUGGCUCAAGGUCGCGUGGCAGAGGACGCAAAGACAAGGAUGAAGAAGUUGAUGAAGAGGAAGUAAAGCAGGAGGAGACCAGCUGGCCUCAUGAAAUCCCGCAAAUGUCUGAUGAUGUCAGAAUGGCAGAAAUGGAAAUAAGCGAUGAUGAGGACUUUACACCUCCAGAGCCAACUGUAAUUGAGGAGGAUGAGGCGGAGCAGGAAUUGCAGAAACAACUGUCAAAGCAGAGGAAGCUGAAGCAAAAGCAGUUUCUCAAAGAUUCUGGAGAGAAAGUGGCAGAAAAGAUCAAAGUGCUGGUUGAAGGUGAUAAUGAGGAUGAUCCAGACAAGAGGAACAACAUUGUUUUCAAUGCCACAUCAGAGUUUUGCAGAACACUGGGUGAUAUUCCAACUUAUGGACUGUCAGGUAACAGAGAAGAUCAGGAGGAUAUUAUGGACUUUGAACAGGAAGAAGAAAAAGAGGAUGCUGGAGAAGAAGACUCUGACUUGGAUGAGAAUGUUGGAUGGAGCACCGUUAACUUGGAUGAGGAGCAAAAACAGCCUGAUUUCUCCACAGCUUCUGCCACCAUUUUAGAUGAGGAGCCAAUUGUCAACUCUGGCCUUGCAGCUGCAUUACUGCUGUGCAAAAAUAAAGGCCUGUUGGACACUCAAAUGCAGAAGGUGGCUCGUGUCAAAGCAACAAAGGGUGCCCUGCCCAAUGACAACUACUGCAUUGAAGACAAGAUGGGCUUUGAUGACAAGUACAGUCGUAGAGAAGAAUACAGAGGCUUCACACAGGAGUUCAAGGACAAGGAUGCCUACAAGCCUGAUGUCAAGAUUGAGUAUGUAGAUGAGUCUGGCCGGAAACUGACUCCAAAAGAAGCUUUCCGACAGCUCUCGCACCGAUUCCAUGGGAAAGGAUCUGGAAAGAUGAAGACUGAAAGGAGGAUGAAAAAGCUGGAUGAAGAGGCACUGCUGAAGAAGAUGAGCAGCAGUGAUACUCCUCUUGGGACGGUGGCUUUGCUUCAAGAGAAACAGAAAUCUCAGAAAACACCAUACAUUGUGCUUAGUGGGAGCGGGAAAAGUAUGAAUGCAAACACCAUUACCAAAUAAGUACUGAGGGAAGACAGUUUGUGUACUAUAGAAAUAUACCACAUACAUAGAUUUAGAUGUACGCAAACGUCUCUUUAAGAUAAUUACUGCGAUUUCAUGUCCUAGAAUGAGACGCGCUUCUUUGUUGUGUUAAAUAAUUGUUCAAUAAAAUGUGUGCAGGCAUUAAGAUGUUUAAAGUGCUUUGGUUGGAAAAAAUUACAUUCUGAAGGUUAAAUCUAGUUUUGCCUGAUUUUUAAAUCUAAACCAUGCAAUUACAUGUCCUUAUUGGCUUUAAAAAUACAUUCAUAGGUAUGAUUCUGACCUUUUGGUGAUGACUGCAUUCCAAUUUAGAGAAAAAUGUAACCUUUAAAUAUUGAGAUGCAAUAAAAUGCUUACAUUUGAGACAGAUCCACGGUGUUGCAGAAUCCUAUGUGACAUGCUACUCUUUAAUGGUUUUUAGUCAAACAAAUGUUUGGUCUGAGUAGGUACAGUGUUCUUUUUAUUAUUAUUUAAACAUCACUGAGUAAUCAUAGCCAUGGUUCAAUUCUGUAUUGAUUUUGUGAGUAACUAUUAAACAGUUUUAUUGUAGUGUUUCAAAACUGAAAAGUCAAAUCUUUUGAAGAAAAUUAUGUAUCUUAUCUUACUAAAUAC